UUGUGCAUGUGCGUGGCGACCGUCACUGACGCCCAGCUGGCGCGUAUGGUACGUAAGCCAGUGGCCAGGCCGCUUCAAUAAAUAUCGUCAUUCCGCCCAGUCUCUUGACUGCUGCUCGUUGCGCCCAGCUUCCGUCUGCUUCUCUUAGACACAACCAUAGCCUAGCGCAGCAGCAGCCAUGGCCGUGAAAACUCUGGACAAUGCGCUGAACACGCAGGGGCUCGCAAACGAGCAGCGGUCCCUUAUUGACCUGAUUGCAAAGUUGCAAUUCGCACAGCUCGACAAUGUCAAGCUGCCGCAGAUCGUCGUGGUGGGCGACCAGUCGGCGGGCAAGAGCUCGGUGCUCGAGGCCAUCACAGGCACACCCUUCCCCCGCGAUGCUGGCGCAUGCACACGUUUCGCAACCGAGAUCCGCAUGCGCCGGACCGCCCAGCCCAGCCUCAAGGUGGCCAUCAUCCCGGACAAGAACAGGCCGUACCGAGACCAGGAGGCCCUUCUGCGCUUCGGUGGCUCUGUCGACUCCAACACGCCCUUCGACACCAUGAUGCGGGCGGCCGUCGACCUGAUCGCGCCCAAAAACAUCCCUGGCCGCUUCGCCGCACGUGACAUCCUCGUCGUGGAGAAGCAGGGGCCCGACAUGCCUCUGCUGACCCUCGUCGACCUGCCGGGCCUUGUGAGGAACGCCAACAACGACCAGUCGCUGGACGACAUCAGCACCAUCGAGGCCCUGUCGGACCGCUACAUGAAGAGCUCCCGCACCAUUAUCCUGGCCGUCGUCGGUGGCAACUCGGACUACGUCCAGGCGCCCAUCCUCACCAAGGCCCGCCAUUUCGACCCCAACGGCACCCGCACCAUCGGCGUCCUGACGAAGCCCGAUCUCACCGAGUCCAUCGGGCUCGAGGACAAGUUUAUCGAUCUCGUCUGCAACAAGGACCAGCGCAACAACUUCAAGCUCGGCUGGUAUGUCCUGCUGAACCCAGGCCCACGGGAGCCCGGCCAGGCAUGGCCAACGGCUCAGGAGAGGACCCAGCGCGAGCACGAGUUCUUCACCAGGGGCCGCUGGACCGCCAUCCCCGACAACAUGCAAGGCGCCGACGCCCUCCGCAAGAAGCUCAGCGAGCAGCUGCAGCGCCAUAUCGGUCGUCACCUGCCCGUUCUGCGGCGGCAGAUCCAGAAGUCUCUGGACGAGACCGACGGCGAGCUGAAGCAGCUCGGAGAGGGCAAGGACACUGUUGAAGAGAUGAAGCUCGAGAUGGUUGAGAUGUUCUCGGAAUGCAAGGAGCUGGCCAUUCCAGCACUGCUGGGUUUCUACAAGAAUCCCCCUAGGAAGAACUUCUUCCGCUCGACGGCGGACCCCAACGGAACACCCGCACGCAACCUACGCGCAAGAGCUAUCGAAGAGAACGAAAGAUUUUCCCACAGGGUACGGACCAACGGCCGCAAGUUCAGCUUCACGGCGGUCAGCACAUCUGCAGCACGCCGCCCCAUGCCAUCCGCGGAUGGGCAAGACCAACAGCCGCAGCGUCCGCCCGACGAUCCGGCCAGACGUGAAUUCGUCGACCGUGAGGUCCAAGGCCUGCUCAAGCAGAUCCGGGGUUCCGAGUUCCCUACAGACCCCAAGCCGAGAGCUGUCUACAUGCUGUUCCAGAACUUCUCCGAGAACUGGCCGCGGCUGGCACAAGAGCACAAGGACAACCUGGGUGUGGUUUGCAGCGAAUUCAUCGGCGAGCUCAUUGACUUUGCUUGGCCGGAGCGCAUGCGCGAGCCCCUGACCCGGCUCUUCGUCGAGCCCGAGCUCCGAAGGCUGAUGGACAAGGCCCAGACCGAGCUCGAGCUGCUGACCCAGGACAUGAACCUCGAGAUCCAGCCCUACGACCCAGAGUACGAGGAGCGCCUGCAGCGGUGGCACGCCGACAACACCUCCCCGGAAAGCGGCCGACGCAGCUACACUGAGGCCGAGGAGGUGCUGGAGAAGAUGCUCAUCUACUACGAGCUCUCGGCCAAGACCUUCAUUCGCAACGUCAUCACGCAAGUGGUUGAGCGCCACCUGCUCGGCGGCAUGUACACACUCUUCAACGCCGUCGCCGUCCUUUCCAUGGACAACGUGACCGUCGAGGCUAUCGCGGCCGAGAACAGGGAGACGCGCGACCGCCGCCAGACGCUCAAGGCCCAGAAGAAGGCCAUCGAGGAGGCGCGCGACCUCUGCUCCAGCCUGGCCAUGCGCCGCGAGUUGAGGGCCUACGCCGAGGAGGAUCGGGGUCUCGAGCAGGACACGUCGGAUGAGGAAGAUGGCGGCGGCGACAACAAGACUCCGACCUCGCCCCGCCACUAUCAGCCGGCUCCCCAGCAGGAUAAUGCAUACACGUCGCAGACAGCCCCGACCUCAUCUCGCAGGGCUGUCCGCAGCUCUCAGCAGUCGAAGUACAUACCGUCACAGCAGAAUAACCAGACUGCCUACCCACAGCAACAGCCUCAGCAGCAGCCUCAACAGCAACAGCAACCUCAGCCGCAGCAGCAGCAGCAGCAGCAGCAGUGGCAGACUGAGCACCGCCAGGGCAAUCCGUAUAGCUCCAGCGGCGCCGGCGGCAGCUACCAGCCCACCCCGAUCGUGCGGACCCCCGCCGCCGCCGCGCCCGAGCCGUCGGCCGACGACUACUACGCAGCGAGCAGCACCAACAAGGCGCCGCAGCAGGCCCCGCCGCCGCCCCCGCGGCCCGAUAAGGUGCGUUCGGCGCAGACCCUCGAGCCCGAGUCACCGGCCGCCUCUGACUCUAGAUACCACCACUCCAGCGCGGGUAGGGACGACGGCUACAGGUCAAGACCGACCUCCAGCAGCAGCGCGUACGGCGCGGCGCCCGAUGCGCGUGUCCCGUCCACGUCGGCGGCCCACGAGGCGGCCGACUACAUGCAGAGCUCGACUAGGAAGUACCCCAUAAGGAAGAUACUGGGGCGGGGCUGAGUCUUGGACCAACUUGGAGCAUGACGGACGUCUCGAAAGGCUAGGCUUUCCAGGUGGCUUGUUUAACUUUGCGCGUCUCUAUGGAGUAGUGUCUAUUAGUGUUUUAUCAUCAUUAGCGACAUAGAUAGACUCGGCAAUAUUCCAUUUCUCUCUCUCUCAA
Molecule: messenger RNA, 3119 nt
Organism: Gaeumannomyces tritici R3-111a-1
Lineage: Eukaryota; Fungi; Ascomycota; Sordariomycetes; Magnaporthales; Magnaporthaceae
Product: interferon-induced GTP-binding protein Mx
Exons: 3
Coding region: 179-2959 (926 amino acids)
Cellular component (GO): microtubule; cytoplasm; membrane
Molecular function (GO): GTPase activity; GTP binding; microtubule binding
Source: RefSeq, a predicted model, not a curated record